CUUUCAUGCUGUGACAAAAACUUCAUUAUCAAAACAUUAUUGACAUCACCUUUUCAUUAUUAGCAUAAAAUCGACUUAGCGUCAUAAUCAUAAAGGAGGUGAAUGCGAAACAACAGAUAUAUCCUUACGCAAUACUUCACCGGGUUUACGGAGUAUUCUAAGCCUUGUAUUGUAUAUUGAAUAAUUUUUGUAAGAAUUGUGGACUGAAUACGGUCAGUCAAUAGAUGCCAGCAGGGAUCUCGUUUUACAGCUCCAAGUAAACCAGUCAUUAUAAUAAGAUGUAUGCGGGUGGGCGGGGCCUCUUCGAUUUAUACCUGGAACAUGCGCGAUAGAGGUGUAUUUGUUCGGCUUGAGAAUUAAAGGGUUUUAAUGAUAUUCUGUAGAGUGAUAGGAACUGUGCUUGCAUAUUGGGAUGGAUGAACUGUAAACAGAAAAAAAGAAACUUUGUGUGGAUUUUCUGCAAUUUAAGAAGAAAAUAAUGUAAGGACAUUUUAUUUACAGAAAGUCAGCGUUGACGAGAAUUCCCGGAGUGUGGUGUCGAGGUAUCCCGUGGUGUGGGGACCGUUCAGUGUCAGUCAGUGUUUGUCGCACAUCUCCGGGAGACAGGCGGGGAGGACUGAAGAUUAUCACAACUUUACGGAGAUUUGAGACACUGAAUUAUUAUUCUAGAGACAGUCUGCUGUGACACAGGACCUCGCUUCCUCCAAGUUUCCUCGCAAGCUUCACAGGUACUAAUGAAGCGCUAACGAGGACAGCUGUGGUAGAUACAACGCUUACUUAGCGGAUCUUUUCAGUGCUAACUUUGUUAACCGUUCUAUAUAUAUUGUAUUUAUAAAUGUGAGACGUUCAUUUUGAUCUGAGGGUCGUAGAAGGAAUGAUUGAAGCCGUGUGUCUGGUUGUGUUAUGAGAAAAUUUCAAUCUGUCAUCAUGGCAGGACUUGCGUUCACUUUAGGCUUCGUUCUCGGGAUGAUGUUUCAGCUUCCGGUUAUAACUCUUCCUUUGGAAGAACAACACUUUGAAAAAACUGACCCCAAAACUGGCAUUCGUGUUGAAUCUGUAGGCUCGGCGAGAAAACAGCUUUCGCUGGAUAAUCCAUUAAGACUUGUAAAGCCUUCCUCAUAUGGAGUGGUGUAUCCUCAGAACAAUGGUACGAACUACUUACAGGGACAAACGGAUUACAGCGGAUCACGGCAAUCGGACGGAUCCUCUGGCGCUUCACCUGCAAUAGAACCCCUCAUUAGGAAUCGUGAAUCAGCAAAACAACCAGAUGUCCUGGACGGGGUCUUCUGGUCCGAAGCCACGGAGAGAAAAUGUCCGGGCGGAUUUACCGAAAAAGAGCAGGAAGAUUGGAAGAGUAAAAUAAACAAUGUUAAAGUUGUGAAACUAGAAAAUGGAUGUGGUAGGAUGCAAAAUAGGUUAGCAACUUUCAAAGAUGCAUCCCGUGCUUGUGUUAGGUAUAGAAUGAAUACAGACCAAAUACAGGGGGAUAUCUUCUCAUUUUAUCUUAGCAAACUCUUGGGUAUAAAUAACGUUCCCCCUUCGAGUUUACAUUUAGUGAAUACAAUUGAUGACCGAUGGAGGACGGUUACAGGUGAAAUUGCAAACAGUAAAUGGGCAGACGAUAAAGUUGUUAUAUUUACACAAUUUGUAGAGGGACUAAAACCAUCUCAUAUUCCGUUUGAAUUUCGGGAAGAAGAUAGAAAAUUACAUCCUAAACAGGACCUAGCAAACUCAAAAGGUCCUGAAGAUCUCUGUGAUUUAGUGCAAUGGUCAGACCUGUUGAUAUUCGAUUAUCUGACGGCAAAUCUAGAUCGCGUGGUAAAUAACAUGUUUAACCGUCAGUGGAAUCCAAAUAUGAUGAACACCCCGGCCCAUAAUCUGGAGCGGACGUCCAAUGGGCGCCUGGUUUUCCUGGAUAAUGAGUCGGGACUGUUUCAUGGUUAUCGUCUGCUGGACAAAUAUGCUUCUUAUCAUAAAAAGCUCUUGGACGCUCUCUGUGUUUUCAGAAACUCUACCGCGCAUGCCAUAGAGCGCCUCCAUCAUUCCGGAAAUGCGGGCGAGGAACUCAACAAACUGUUUUCCCAAAACGAAGAGCUCUCCAACCAGAUUCCACGUUUCCCACAGAAAAAUGCAAAAAUUCUACAACAAAGGAUAGCGGACGUUUUUGAACAAAUUCAGAUGUGCAAGAAACAUUAUGUGUAAAAAAUGUGAUAUAAAGUCUUUAUUUCUUUACGACAUUCACUUGGAGGUUUCAAACCUUAAAUUAUGUGCAAAUUAAACGCAAUUCUUAACGGAUGCCGUCCGUAAAGCUCAUGCAUACAUUACAGCAUUCUUUUAUUAUGUGUAUCUUGCCAUACAAUCAAGAAAGCCCAUUUUCUGUGCCUUUCAAAAAGGACACCUUAUUUUAAAAAGUGCUAAUCAUGAUAUUUUAUUGCAAUAUUACCAUAUUUUAAAAUGUUCAUGUUUUUCAUCCCCAUAAAACUUUCAUGUUAUGGAUUAUCAUUGUUAAACGUUUCAUCGUUAUGAUAAAGUACAAGAAAGCUUAAAAA
Saccostrea cuccullata (small rock oyster) is the source of this 2549-nucleotide messenger RNA. Its product is annotated as four-jointed box protein 1-like. The transcript has a single exon. NCBI's taxonomy places the organism in Eukaryota, Metazoa, Mollusca, Bivalvia, Ostreida, Ostreidae. Gene Ontology annotation, biological process: cell-cell signaling. The record is from RefSeq and is a predicted model, not a curated record. The coding region runs from base 904 to 2202 and encodes 432 amino acids.